Rhizopus microsporus ATCC 52813 is the source of this 1109-nucleotide messenger RNA. Its product is annotated as Ketosamine-3-kinase. Lineage: Eukaryota; Fungi; Mucoromycota; Mucoromycetes; Mucorales; Rhizopodaceae. Bases 30 to 932 code for a protein of 300 amino acids. The record is from RefSeq and is a predicted model, not a curated record. The transcript has 2 exons.
AUUUUUUUUCUUCUUAUUAUCGUUACUCUAUGACAGAAAAUCAUUAUAUUACUGAAAAGAUAAAAAGCCUCGGUCUAUGCUCAACUGUUCACCACAUAAAAUCUCUCUCUGGAGGAAGUAUAAGCCAAGCUGCAAAAUAUACAACAGAUAAAGGAGACUUUUUUGUCAAAACAAAUAGGGAUUCAGAAGCAUACAAGUGGUUCAAGGCGGAAUCAUUAGCUCUCGAACGUAUCAAUCGUGCAGUCCCAGGCUUUGCUCCAAGACCUAUCCAUUAUCAAGAAAGUAGUACAGACUACGAGCAAGCAUUUAUCGUGACAGAGUAUGUACCGAUGGCAGGAAAGGCAUCAGGACACGAUAUUCAAGAAAAGCUAGGUAUCUCUCUAGCUCAGAUGCAUUCCAAGGGAACAAGCGAGAAGUUCGGGUUUAAUGUUACAUCGUAUUGUGGAACAACAGAACUGGACAAUAGCUGGUGUACCGACUGGUGCCAGUUUUGGUGUAAGCAGCGUAUGGAGCCACUUUUCAAUCAGGUGCGAGGAAGGAAUAAAGAUAUCGAUCGGUACGGUAAGGAGCUAUGUUCUCGUAUGGAACAUUGGCUAGGGCCCGAUGUGCUACCUAAUAUAAAACCUGCGCUCCUUCAUGGAGAUCUGUGGAGUGGUAACUGGGCAGUUCAUGCAAACACCAAUCAACCCAUCAUCUUUGAUCCUGCAGUUUACUAUGGACAUAAUGAAGCUGAGUUUGGUAUGAUGAAAAUGUUUGGUGGAGUCAGCCAAGCAUGCUUUGACGCGUAUGAUGACAUAUCUGAAACUCCUGUGAUUGAAGGAAGAGAGGAGCGAGUGAUGAUAUAUGAACUAUACCAUCAUCUUAAUCAUUACGCCAUGUUUGGGGGAAGUUAUGCAAGUGGUUGUAUAGAUAUUAUGGAGAGACUAUUGUAAAUUAAUAAUAUAUUGAUGAUCCAAAAGUCAGCAUGUCUUUGUUUUAAUCAUGAGAUAUAAACAGCAGAGUAGCAAUGCCCAUAUAUUAACCGCUGUUCUGCAGAAGAUGUUAAGAAAUCGAUUUUGAUCUGUUGUAAACAAUAAAAUAAAAUGAGGAUAACUUCUAAAUACUAGAAG